Molecule: messenger RNA, 636 nt
Organism: Herpailurus yagouaroundi (jaguarundi)
Lineage: Eukaryota; Metazoa; Chordata; Mammalia; Carnivora; Felidae
Product: cerebellar degeneration related 1
Exons: 3
Source: RefSeq, a predicted model, not a curated record
UUGUCGGAAGACGUGGAGAUGCUGGAAGACGUGGAGUUGCUGGAAGAUGUGGAGAUGCUGGAAGACGAGCAGAUGCUGGAAGCCCUGGAGAUGCUGGAAGCCCUGGAGAUGCAGGAAGACGUGGAUUUUCUGGAAGACACAAAUUUGUUGGAAGACGUGGGUAGGCCGGAAGACAUGAAUUUGAUGGAAGACACAGCCUUGUUGGAAGACGUGGAUUUGCUGGAAGACAUCGAUUUUCUGGAAGACGUCGAUUUUCUGGAAGACCUGGAGGUCAUUGGAAGACGUGGAUUUCCUGGAAGACAUGGAUUUUCAGGAAGACCCGAGUUGUCUGGAAGACCUGGAUUGUUUGGAAGACAUAGAUUUGCUGGAAGACCUGGAGGUUCCUGGAAGACAUGGAUUUUUUUCCGGAAGACGUGGGUCUCUAGGAAGACAUAUAUUUGUUGGAAGACCUGGAUCUAGUGGAAGACAUAAAUUUUCUGGAAGACGUGGCUUUAUUAGAAGACCUGGUUUUCUGGAAGAUACGGAUUUGGUGGAAGACGUAUAUUUUUCUGGAAGACAUGGAGUGAGUGGAAGACCUGGAUUUCUUUCUGGAAGACAUCAAUUGACUGGAAGACCUGGAUUUUCCGGAAGACAUAA